UUAAAAGAGGAAGCGAAAAUGCUGUAUUUCCGCUGCAGCAGCGAGAACGGGUAUGUGAAAAAAGAAAAGAAAAUGUGGAUCGAAAGGAUAAAUUGAGGCCGGAGAAGGACCGUUGAACUACAAAUAUCGUAUGCGUCGAGUCAGGUCGACAGGCAGGUCAUAUUGUUUAAAGUUCCCUAUCGAAUAUUUCACAGUGUAAAGGGUCUUUUCGAGGUGAACUCGUCCUCUUCUCUGGUGGUUCGCUUUAAGGAAGCAGUAGCUUGGCUAGCCAGCUGAAUAAGCUAGCCUGCUAGAGAUGGGGACGAGAGCAAGUCGCCUACAGGAAGAGCCGCUUCCCUCUCCUUUCGGAAAAGACGGUACAAAGCGGGAUUCCUAUCGGCGACCCCGCUGCACCAGGCCCACCAGCCUCGUGGUAGACUUCUCCGGGAGUUUCGAGGACACGGAGGUCAACCGGAGCCGAUCGGAGGAGGGCAGUGACUCGGAUUUGGGGCAGCAUGGGGCGAGUGCCGACGGUAGCCCCGCUGACCACCACAACAUCCCCUCUAGCAUUAGCCAGGCGUCACCUACGGACGACAACAACAGCGAGGGGAAACCGGAGGAAGACGGGAAUAUAAGUCCUGAAGCUCCCGUCGACGCGGAGCCGCAGUCUGGACAGGAGACAGGCCGCACGCCCUACCGCACUUUUUCCGAGCGGCUAUCCGGGAAUCGGCACUCUUCCACCCGCAGCGUCACCGCAAGGUCCGCCCGAGUCCGAAGCACACACCAACGUCCAGUGUCAGAGGCUUGGAUCGGCCUCUAUCGUGUUAACAACCGCCAUGGCAAUAUCCGUUGCCCUUUCUGCUCAAAACCUUUCCCAGGGGGUCGGAUUGAGGAUCACCUGUUGAGCUGCCUCACAUCUCCUCCCCUACCCUACAAUACGGAUGUGCUCAGUAAAGACAGUGGCGAGUGUUCCAUCUGUUUGGAGGAUCUGGUACAGGGAGAGACCAUCGCUAGGCUGGCUUGUCUCUGUGUCUACCAUAAGAGCUGCAUUGAUUCCUGGUCUAAGGUGAAGCCCUGCUGCCCUGAACACCCCUUCAACUGAUUCACGGGUCAGAUGUAUUCCGCACAAUAUCCAACCCGACUCAGGAGACUACACUGAAUCCCAAUAAAAUCCCAAUAAAAUGUGUAAUUGAACAAAUAAAAGCUGACUCCUUCUCUGAUGCAAACCUGUAUUUGAGUGGAGAACAGACAAUCCCAAGAGGAAGCUACAGUUAACGACACCCAAUGCUCUCCAUUUGGAUCAGUCCUUUUGAUCUUGGUCUCCGCCAACAAAAAAAAACAAACAAAAAAACAA
Molecule: messenger RNA, 1333 nt
Organism: Monopterus albus (swamp eel)
Lineage: Eukaryota; Metazoa; Chordata; Actinopteri; Synbranchiformes; Synbranchidae
Product: E3 ubiquitin-protein ligase znrf2
Exons: 5
Coding region: 296-1081 (261 amino acids)
Biological process (GO): protein K48-linked ubiquitination; proteasome-mediated ubiquitin-dependent protein catabolic process
Cellular component (GO): intracellular membrane-bounded organelle; membrane; cytoplasm
Molecular function (GO): ubiquitin protein ligase activity
Source: RefSeq, a predicted model, not a curated record